Punica granatum (pomegranate) is the source of this 1248-nucleotide messenger RNA. The record is from RefSeq and is a predicted model, not a curated record. Lineage: Eukaryota; Viridiplantae; Streptophyta; Magnoliopsida; Myrtales; Lythraceae.
UUCCUACCUCACUACUUCCAAUCCCACGCGAUCUCGCACGCUCUUCGUUGUUAGACCGGUGGAGAGAGAGAGAGAGAGAGAGAGGAAGUGAUAGACGUUGGUGAGGGCGGUGAUCGGAGGCUGCUGUCGGUGGCGGAGGCGGAGGAUUUGAUAGCGGGUGAGAAUGGCGGACAGAUACAAUCUGAAGAACCCCGCAGUGAAGCGGAUCCUUCAGGAGGUCAAGGAGAUGCAGUCUAAUCCUUCUGAUGAUUUCAUGAGCCUCCCUCUCGAGGAGAAUAUAUUUGAAUGGCAAUUCGCUAUAAGGGGACCCUGCGAUUCGGAAUUCGAGGGCGGGAUAUAUCAUGGCCGUAUUCAGCUGCCCGCCGAGUACCCAUUCAAGCCCCCUUCAUUUAUGCUGUUGACACCGAAUGGUCGCUUUGAAACUCAAACCAAGAUAUGUUUGAGUAUAUCCAAUCAUCAUCCUGAACAUUGGCAGCCUUCCUGGAGUGUGCGGACUGCUCUAGUAGCCCUUAUUGCAUUUAUGCCAACUGAGCCAAAUGGAGCAUUGGGCUCUUUGGACUACAAGAAGGAAGAAAGGCAUGCCCUAGCCAUUAAAUCCCGUGAAGCAGCUCCAAGAUUUGGAACACCUGAACGUCAAAAGCUAAUUGAUGAGAUUCAUGAGUACAUGCUGAGCAAAGCGCCCCCUGUUCCGGAAGUGAGUGACGAUGUGACUUCAAAAGAAAACGACUCAAAUUUAGCGACUGAAGGGCAGACAACUAUGCUGGCAGAUGAGCCUGUGCAUCAAGCUCCUGCUGAUGAGCAGCUUCAGAUAAUUCCUGCCCCUGCUGACCGCAACAACUUCGAGGAAGAGCAGCCUUCUCGUGAGCUUCCAGCAAGAGACUUGCGAAGCCAAUCGCUGCCCCAGCCGGUUCAGCAACAACAGGCGACGGUUCAAAAGCCAGCAGACGAUAGGUUGUUCACUUUGGCUGCUGUGGGCCUGGCUUUAGCAAUCAUGGUUCUGUUGCUGAAGAAGUUCAUCAAGUCGAACGGUCACGGUGCCGUUUUCAUGGAUGGAUCUUAGUCUUAGGCAAAGGACGUGACAUGACAGUUCAUCUCGAGAUAAAAUUGUGUAGAUUCCCAUUUCUAUAUAUAUGCUGUAGCUACGGAGGAACAAACCCUGAAGUAUAUUAUAUAAUCUGAGAUUGGAACAGACGAACAGUGUAAUAUAUUGUGAUGAUUCUCUUAUAGGAAUCGACAGUUUCUUCCAUC